AUGUCCACGGCAGAGCUAUGCCGGGACCGGGUACUGUGGGCAGCCUACACCCGCGGGUGCGACGACCGCACGGCGGUCUUCCGCACGGCGACCAACUUGGGUCCGACACCCGCGAUAACCGACAGGUCCCGGAGCCCAAGACGGCCCGUACAGCUAGCUGGCACACCGCGACCGCCCCCGAUGCCGCAGUCCACACGGUUGCUCCAACUACCCCCCCAACCACUCAUGCCAGCACCGGUCCCACGAACAAGAUCGUCCAUACCACCAGCACCACCCACGACGAACAAAAUGGACCAGAAAAGUGCCCAAUGGCCAUCGCCAGCGCCGAAACGAAAUUCGAGGCAACGCCGGAACCAGGCUCGAAUGCGGGAACACCGGAGAAAGAAAAAGACCGCCGAACCCACCACUUCCCAACAGUUCCGCCUGGAAAAACCGGCACUACCAACCAUCCAACCGGCACCAGGCCCGAAGUCGCUGGAGGCAGCCAACACGCCUGUCCCCGAGGCCAAGGCACAGGCCACCGCCACCUCAAUACCGGUAGAUAUGGAAAUAUCACUGGAUGAGGAGGCGGAGCUGCUGUGUGGCAUGGAUGUUGGCCCCCCCAGAUGA
Rhopalosiphum padi (bird cherry-oat aphid) is the source of this 609-nucleotide messenger RNA. RefSeq lists its product as uncharacterized. NCBI's taxonomy places the organism in Eukaryota, Metazoa, Arthropoda, Insecta, Hemiptera, Aphididae. The transcript has a single exon. The record is from RefSeq and is a predicted model, not a curated record. The coding region runs from base 1 to 609 and encodes 202 amino acids.